AUGCCGCACGUACACGUCGAUUCUGUCUCAGUUGGCGCUCGCUCGGAACCUUCGGAACCUUCGGAACCUUCGGAACCUUCGGAACCUUCGGAUCCUGCUCCGAGUCCCGACGUGCUGCAGGCGGCCAUCGCCCGAUUGGAAGCGGAAAUGCCAAAGUACACGAAGAACAAGCGGAGCUAUGAGGAGUGGUGUGGCAAAUGCAAUGUAGGUUUUCUUUAAUGACUAGAAAAGAAGAGAUUUGCGUGAUGUGGACGGGCUCAGUUUGGCCCGAACUGAACCAAAACGGGUUUUUAUGCUAAAUUGACUUGGGACCGUCUGUUUUUCACUUUUUUUUCGCUUUUUUAAGUACCAACAUCAGUUUUGCAGAAAAUCGUACAAACAACGCCUCGAAACGUGUGCGGAAUGGCGAACUUUGUGCUGUUCAUCGCGUGCCUCUUCGUGCCGUGCCUCGUCCUCUGUUUUUGGCUUCCGUGCUGCAUGGACAUUGAGCACCGGUGCCCCGAGUGCAAGAAUCCGCUCGCAAAGUUCGACCGACUCUGA
Molecule: messenger RNA, 540 nt
Organism: Caenorhabditis sp. 36 PRJEB53466
Lineage: Eukaryota; Metazoa; Nematoda; Chromadorea; Rhabditida; Rhabditidae
Source: the annotation of a GenBank genome assembly